UUCAAACUGGCGCUUAAUUUUAACCGGGUUUUGGCGGAUUUAAACCGCGGCUCAAAUUCUUUAAAUUCCAUCUCUGGAUGCUAAAACAAAGAUCCAAAAUAUUGAUCCGGCAUUCAGUUGAAUUCAAGCUUUAAAUAUUUGUCUUUGAUCUGGGGACAAUGGAAAAAUCGAGCUUCUCAUGGAAAAAAUGGAUUUGAAGUAAAAUUUCCCAAUUAACUUGUUUUUAAUGGGGUUUCUAUGUUUUAAUAUCUAAACAAACCUUCUCUAACUCCUCAUUAACCUGAUUAUUCGUAAAAUGCGAAGCGAACUAAUUUUGUUGUUUGCGUGAAAUAGAAGAAUAAGGUAAAUUUUAUUUAUUAAAAUCAGAUAAUAUUAAAUUCAAAUAUUUCAGAAAAGCAUGAACAGAUUGUUUGGAAAAGCAGCACCUAAAGUACCCCCUCCCAACCUAGGGGACUGUGUUGCAAAUGUGGACUCCAGAGCAGAAUCUAUAGAUAAGAAAAUUGCACGCUUAGAUGCUGAGCUAAGGAAAUACAAGGAUCAAAUGAGUAAGAUGAGAGAAGGUCCGGGUAAGAACGCUGUCAAACAAAAAGCAUUGAGAGUUCUAAAACAGAAGAAACAGUAUGAAUCACAGGCGGAUAAUCUACGAAACCAAUCUUUCAACAUGGAGCAGGUCAACUACUCAACGCAGAUGUUAAAGGACACGAAGACGACAGUGAGCGCAAUGAAACUGGGCGUCAAGGAGAUGAAAAAAGAAUUUAAAAAUGUGAAUAUUGAUCAAAUAGAAGACCUUCAGGAUGACCUAGCGGAUAUGUUGGAAGAGGCUAAUGAUGUACAGGAAGCUUUGGGCCGAUCCUACGGUAUGCCUGAUGUAGACGAGGAUGAACUAGAGGCUGAGCUAGAUGCUCUCGGGGAUGAAAUAGCUCUUGAUGACGACGCAUCAUAUUUAGACGACGCUAUCAGUGCCCCUGCUGUGCCUGGCCGUGAACCUGGGGCUGAUUCAGUUGCAACCAACAAGGACGGAAUUGAGGUGGAUGAGUUUGGGUUGCCUAAAAUCCCGGCCCAGUAGAACGAAGCCUUUGGUCUCAAACCUAAACCAACUAACAAUAUAUUAUUUAACCGCGCAUUAUCCAUAUUGUAUUGUUCUAUUUUGUUCUUAAUUAUGCUGAACUUAUGUCGUCCUUAUUAUUAUAGUAAACUCUGUGAUACUCUUAAUUUGUGAAAAUUAACAGGGAACCUUGGACAAAGGGUUUUUUUUUUGACUUUAAUAUUUGAUUUAAGAUCCAAGAUGAUUAUUUUAUUUCUUUUUUCUUGAAAGUCUUUCCAGAUUUCACCUGAUUAUCUUAUGUUUAUCGUAUUUAUGCAAAGCGAAAAUUCUAUUCCAGAA
Messenger RNA from Eurytemora carolleeae, 1384 nucleotides. It is a transcript of the gene Vps60, whose product is annotated as charged multivesicular body protein 5. The coding region runs from base 398 to 1066 and encodes 222 amino acids. Gene Ontology annotation, cellular component: multivesicular body. The record is from RefSeq and is a predicted model, not a curated record. NCBI's taxonomy places the organism in Eukaryota, Metazoa, Arthropoda, Copepoda, Calanoida, Temoridae. Gene Ontology annotation, biological process: late endosome to vacuole transport via multivesicular body sorting pathway; vesicle budding from membrane. The transcript has 10 exons.